AUGACGCAACCGCUUGUUUCCCAAAAUGGGUUCAACCCUUUUCAAAUUCCAUUGUUGAUCAAUGGAGUUUCAGUCUUUAACGAAUCAAACACGGAAAAGCACUCGCCCAUCCCCAAUGGGCAUUUCCAAGGAGCCAACCUUGCUGACUGCGCCGAGGCCCUGUCCAGUAGCAGCGAAGCCUUCCUCCAAUGGUCCACAACGCCUCCAACAACCCGGCGAGCUUUGCUCCUCCGCCUAGCAGAGAUUUUGAAAGAGCGCCAGGAUGAAGUCAAGAACAUCAUCAAGACAGAGAUUCACUGCGGUGACGACUGGGCAACAGAAAAUGUCAGCAGCAGUAUCAAGUUGAUCCAAGAGAGUGCAUACCUUCUUACCUCCAGGAGUAUGAAUGGCACAAUUCCUUACACUGAGGCCGAGGGCUCAUACGGCCUCGUUUUCCCCCGUCCGUUGGGCGUCGUCCUCGGAAUCGCUCCUUGGAACGCCCCUUUGAUUCUCGGUUUUCGCGCGGUUGUUGCUCCCGUCGCGGCUGGCAAUACUGCCAUUUUGAAGGGCUCCGAACUUAGUCCACGGACGCACCAUUUCAUCGCCGAGCUAUUUGUGGCUGCCGGGUUUCCCCCUGGUGUCGUCAACUUCAUUCUUCAUCGACCCGAAGAUGCAUCUGAGGUCGUUACGACACUCAUCAAACACCCUGCAGUCAGAAAGAUCAAUUUCACAGGCUCAACCGAGGUUGGGCGAAUCAUUGCUCAAGAGGCUAGCAAGGUCCUCAAACCAGUCUUGCUGGAGCUGGGCGGAAAGAACUGCUCAAUUGUUCUAAACGACGGUGAUGUGUCCCGAGCAGCGGAGGCUGUCCUUCUAAGUGCCACUCUGAACGGAGGCCAGAUCUGCAUGUCAACAGACCUUGCAGUGGUUGUCCAAGAUGUGGCUGAGGACUUCAAAGCUAAGCUUCGGCAGCUUCUAGCCGAUAGAGCUGGAGAAAGCUUCCAGCUGGUAGGGCCAAAAGGCGCAUCUAGGACGCGCGCGUUGGUGGCAGAUGCGGAGGCAAAGGGGGCCAAGUUCAGAUCCUCCACUAAAACCCCGGACACGAAGACGGUCCCCGUGACCAUUCUGGAGGAUAUAGAUCCAUCUAUGGACUUCUUUAGGGUGGAAUCCUUCGGACCUUGCGUUGGUGUAGUCGUCGUUCCUGAUGAGAACGAGGCGAUCAAGGUUGCUAACAGCAGCGAUUACGGACUGUCAGCCGCCAUCUGGACCAAGGAUCAUUACAAAGCAUUGGAGAUGGCGCGCAAGCUUCAAGUUGGCGCCGUUCACGUAAACUCUCUUACUGUUCACGACGAGGCUACACUCCCGCAUGGAGGAACCAAGUGUAGCGGGGUUGGGCGGUUCGGAGCAGAAUGGGGACUUGCGGAAUUUGUUGAGACACAGACUGUUAUCAUCAAUCCGUAG
This is a messenger RNA of Fusarium falciforme, 1437 nucleotides long. RefSeq names its product Aldedh domain-containing protein. Lineage: Eukaryota; Fungi; Ascomycota; Sordariomycetes; Hypocreales; Nectriaceae. Bases 1 to 1437 code for a protein of 478 amino acids. The record is from RefSeq and is a predicted model, not a curated record. Gene Ontology annotation, molecular function: succinate-semialdehyde dehydrogenase (NAD+) activity. The transcript has 4 exons.